Solanum dulcamara is the source of this 1761-nucleotide messenger RNA. RefSeq lists its product as uncharacterized. Bases 451 to 1455 code for a protein of 334 amino acids. The record is from RefSeq and is a predicted model, not a curated record. The transcript has 2 exons. NCBI's taxonomy places the organism in Eukaryota, Viridiplantae, Streptophyta, Magnoliopsida, Solanales, Solanaceae.
GAAGUAUAUUCCAAGCCAAUUAAAAGUGCCUAUCUUUUUCAUCAGCAAGCAAAACAAUAAAAAAGCCAAGACAUUGCUAAGGUUCUCAAUGUUAAUGAUGUUAUCUAUUUUUUCACGUCUUUGGUAAUGUGCCUUCUUUAAAACAACCACUCCCCACCACCCACCACCCCAACACAGUCUGUCUUUUUACACACAAAGUUAAGCCAACUAAUACUUAAGAUGUUUUGGAGAUCACAAGGACAAAACUAACAACGAGCCCAAACAAAACAAAACAGAAACAACUCCACUGAACCAAGUCCUCUUAGGAUGAUGACAGCAUUUUGUUGUUGGCCUAUCUGUCAACAAACCUCUAUCUUAACUACUGUGAAGAAUGAAAUUUCCAUUAAAAUGCAUCAUCUGAAAUAGAGGAGGAAACAUCAUUGCCAACUACUUUGCUUCGAAAAUACCAAUAUGAAAGACUGCUCAUCUGUUCCAAUGCAGGGGACUGGCAAGAUUAUCAGAAGAUCAAUCUUUAUCUUUCUGCAGAAUUACCAGUUUUUCACUACAAGAGCAGCACUUCUAGCCUUCCCUUUUGCUGCCUCGAUUCUUAUGCUACAAGCAUUCGUCCCUUCAACGUGUUUCCUUCGAGCAAUCCAUGAUCACCUGCAUUCUCUAUUUGAUGCAGCAGGAUUACCAUCGUCUUCAAAACUCUUCACACUUCUCAAUUCAAAGUUUUCUCAGACCAUUGUCAUCUCUUUUCUUGCAUUUCCUUUCACUCUUUCCUCUCUUAUUUUCGCAAAGGCAUCUGUAAUUGAAGCUCUCAGUGAUCAGAAACCAUCCAAGAAAGCUGCAUUUCCUUCUUUUUGCUCCCUCUACAGUUCCAUUCUUCUCACUCAACUUUGCAACUCAAUAGUCAUCAUCUCAGCAAAUGCAACUUGUUUUACUCUCCUAUUUUUCGCCUUCAAUAUUUUUGUUUACGGAUUUAACCUUUCAUCUCCAAGAUUCAUUCUUUUUAUUUCAGCAACAGGAGCAAUAAUUUGUUCGAUCAUUUUAGCCAGCACUCUGAUCAUCUGCAACUCGGCUCUGGUAUUAUCAGGAAUGGAGAAAAUCGGAGGGUAUAUGGCGAUUCUCAAGGCUUGUUUUUUAAUCAGAGGGAAAAAUGCAACAGCAUUAUCAUUAGCCCUGAUUUUCAACUUGGCCUUGGCUGCAGUUGAAGUUCUAUUCCAAUACAGAAUUAUCAAAGCUUAUCAUCACAAAAGAACAGGCUUUUCUGCUAUUGCUUUGGAAGGAAUGCUCAUUGCUUAUUUGUAUGCCAUUCUUCUGGUUCUUGAUACCAUCUCUAGCUGUCUUUUUUUCGAAUGCUGUAAAACGGGUUGCCAGAUGGAUGAAGAGGGAUGUUUUCCGUAUCAAAUUCAGAUUGAAGACAGAGAUCACCAUGCAGUUCUGUUGAUAAGGACCUUAGAAGAGCUUUCUUGAAUUUUCUGAGUAAUUCAACUGAUUCUGUAUUAUGAUUCAGUUGUCACGUGAACUCGUUCAAAUAUAGGUUCCUACAAGGAGUUAGUAUUGUUUCAAACAUGAAAGAUAGGAUGCAAUUCUUCGGUUUAUUUUUUGUAUAAUUAUGAUCUCAAGAAGACUCGUUAAGAGAACGUGUUAUUGUGAAUGAUUUCUGGUUAGAUAUCUCAUUAAAGAAGUGUGAAGAUUCAGAGACGGGAAAGUCAUGAUGUGACAACUCACAUAUUAGGUAUACGAUUUACAAAGUAAUGAUAGUAUAGAAUUUGAGUC